Cloeon dipterum is the source of this 1702-nucleotide messenger RNA. RefSeq names its product zinc finger protein 433-like. Lineage: Eukaryota; Metazoa; Arthropoda; Insecta; Ephemeroptera; Baetidae. Bases 287 to 1702 code for a protein of 471 amino acids. The transcript is spliced from 2 exons. The record is from RefSeq and is a predicted model, not a curated record. Gene Ontology annotation, biological process: regulation of transcription by RNA polymerase II. Gene Ontology annotation, cellular component: chromosome. Gene Ontology annotation, molecular function: chromatin insulator sequence binding.
AGAAGGCGCCACAAUAGAUGCCACUUUCACAUUAGUUGACUUGUAUGUUUGAAUGUGAUAUCAACACUUUUAAAUCAACUUAAAUUAAGGUGUGGUUACUGAUCAACUUCACAACAUUAAACCGUAAAAUUAGUUAAAUCAAAAUAAAAUGCAUAUGAUUAGAGCGAUUUUGCGCAGUGUGGUGUAAGAAAAUUAGGGCUCAUAGCCUCGGGAAAUUGCUGAGUACAAGUCAAAAAUGUUUUCAUAAUGCUAUUUAUCUAUAAUUGUAAAAAUAUUAAAAAUAUUUAUGUACUAUUUUCUAUUUGAUUUCAGAUCUGGUUUAAAUGAACGCUGCAAAGUCAAGAUGGAUCUUUCUUUGACUUUCCAUGGAAAUGAGAAGUCAGGCCCAUCCCUUUUACAGGAAUCCUCUGUUUGCGAUGACAGUGCAACACCAAACAGCGGCUCAAAACACCAAAUGAGAUCUUCAUUACCUGCCCAACUUACGGAACUUGGAAAUUGCUUGGACCCCGAAGGGCGCUACAAAUGCCAGUUCUGCCUGAAACGGUUCAGUCAGGAUAAAUUGAGGACUUUUAUGCAUCAUAUGAGAAACUACCGAUGCAAGCAAUGCAAAAAGCAAUUUAACUGCUGGUCAAAACUAAUGUUACAUAGGAAUUCAACCAACUGCGACUCUAAGAAAUUUGUUCAAGAACACGACAACGAUGCUGGAUGCUCGGAAAUAGUCGAGGGGAAGAGCUUCACUGACAUUUUGAGUGCCCAAAAGUAUGAGUGCAAGCAGUGUAACAAUUUGUUCAAUAGCGCCAGGGGUUUGAACUUACAUGUCGCUUUAACUCAUAAGGCUAUCGUCAAGCGGAGUCGAGAAAAAAAGUGCACGAAAUGCAAAAUUGUUUUCAACUCAGAACAUCAAGUAAAGAAACAUAAGUGUAAGAGUAAGAAGCAAUGGGAAAAAUGCAAGUUUUGUUCAAUGAUGUUUUUUUCGAGUGAAAAUCACCUUAAAAUGGCUCGGUACCGAAAAUGCCCUUCAUGCUAUCAGUUAUUCGUUUGUCGCGGUGUGUGCCAAGCUCAUAUGAAGAGUUGCAGCCCAGAAAAACAAAAUAAGGCAACGGAAGAGCCAUCACCGGCCGAAUUUCAAGAGCCAUCACCGGCCGAAUUUCAAGAGCCAGCAUUGUCCACUCAAUGGAAAUGCGUCCACUGCGAGACACUCUGCCCGUCCGAAGAGAUGCUGCGCAACCACUCGCGUCCCACCAAUUGUCCAAGGUGCGGCUUCGUGCAGGCGUGCAGCAAGAUGCUGGCGAAUCACCUCGACUGCUGUCGCUUCGAGCGUGGCGCAGCUCCGGCGGCGAUGCUCAUAUGCCCCCUGUGCUACAGUGGCUUCGAGGACGCCACCCGCUUGGGGAUGCACGUCCUCGGCUGCUCUCCCACCCAAUCGCCGAGUUUGAAGUUUCCCUGCACCUUCUGCACCAAGGUUUGCCACACGGAAAGCAAACUGCAGUCGCACGAGCAUCGCCGCCACGCGAACCAAAUCGCUCAGGCCCAGCUUAUCAACGACUUGACCCAGGAGAACCAGAAGAUGAAAGCUCUCACAGCCGAUUUCGUUAAGAAUAGGGUUGUCAAAAAGGAGCCGGUUGAGUAUAUCACGCUUGAUGACUCAGACGAUGAGGAUAGUUUUGCAGCCAGGAUCAAAAGAGAAAGCGAUAGCUUAUAA